Lotus japonicus is the source of this 971-nucleotide messenger RNA. Its product is annotated as reticulon-like protein B9. Lineage: Eukaryota; Viridiplantae; Streptophyta; Magnoliopsida; Fabales; Fabaceae. The transcript has 5 exons. The record is from RefSeq and is a predicted model, not a curated record. Bases 200 to 880 code for a protein of 226 amino acids.
AUCCUGAUUCAGGGGACAUAUUACUUACUUCAGAGUGUAGAGAAUAUGCAAAUUAAAGCGAUACUCAAGUUAAACCCCAAGUCAUUCCUAACUUCACUAUUGAGCAUGAAAUCCCCUGCUUAUGCAACAAUAAUAUAUAAAAAAGUGGUUGCAUAAAUGUCAGAACAAUACAACAAUCAUUAUCCAUCAAGAAGAAAGCAUGGCACACAAACACAAUGCAUUAAUAUUGUCUGAUUCUGAUGAUGAAAUUUCCAAAACACAAGCCACGAUCUUAACUCGUGACAAGCCAAUACAUGAAAUUCUUGGAGGAGGAAAAGUGGCAGAUGUGUUAUUAUGGAGGGACAGAAAUGUAUCAGCUGCACUUUUGCUUGGGAUGACAGCAAUAUGGUUUCUAUUUGAGGUUGCUGAGUACAAUCUUGUGACCCUUCUUUGUCACUUUGCAAUCACAUCAAUGCUUGCACUCUACCUGUGGUCAAUAGCUGCAGAUAUCUUGAAACGGGAUGGUCCCCAGUUCCUGGAAAAUAUUUUACAGGAAUCUUUGUUCCAAGAUCUUGGUUUCAUCUUGCACAGAAGAUUGAACCAGAUAUUAAGAUUGCUUCUCCACAUUUCAAGUGGAACAGAUCUACCUACCUUUCUUCUGAUUGUUGUUUCCCUCUAUGUAUUGUCAGUGAUUGGAACCUUCUUCAGCUUUGUCAAUCUGCUAUAUAUUGGUUUUCUUUGUAUUCAAACACUGCCAAUUGUGUAUGAUCGACAUGAGGAAGAAAUUAACAAUCUGUUUGGACAUAUCAUAGUGGAUCUGAGGAAAAAAUAUAGAAGGUUUAAGAAGACAUAUGUCAACAAAAUUCCCAGAGGACCAGUGAAGGAAAAGAAGACCUCAUAAUUCUGAUAUGGAUUCACUGAUCUCUGACCUUAGUGUCAACUGUAAAUUCUAUGAAAAAUGUCAUGAUCUAUAUAUUAAGAUUAAUUCGUUA